GUAAGGAAAUAUCAAUAGCAGCAGACACUUCAUUCUGAAACACAAAAUACAAACAAACCAUUGAUUAAACUGACUACCAACUACCCACCACUCAGCAGUGUAAGGAAAUAUCAAUAUCAAGGAAAUAUCAGCAGACACAGACUACUUAGGGAUACUACAUAUGCAGCAGAACUGAAGAGUAACACACCGAGAUACGUAGUAUCCCAAAGUAGUCUGACACCGAGUAAGAGUGGAGAAAAUUAUGAAGGUGAAUUGUUAUUAAAUGAAGAGUAGUAUGUUGUGGAGAAACAAGUGAACAAGUGAGCAUGGAGCUACCUAUAUUGGAGACUAAGAACAGCCAUAUUAUGUUAUUGGAUUUGUUGCCAGAUUCAACUACUAUUACUACAAAGAAGACAAACGCCAUCGCUGACAAGAGUGACAUAGACAAAAGUGGCAUAAACAAAUAUAAUAAUAUAGACGAAAAAUGUAAAAUUAAAAGUGAAAAUGAAUGUUACAUAGACAUAAUUGCCAUAAAUGGAAGCUAUUCAGACAAACAUGAUAUUGAGGAGAGUAUUGUCAACAGAAGUCAUAUUGGAAAGAGUGGUAUAUACAAAAGUGCCAGAGGAAAAAGUGGCAUAGACAAAAAUUUUAUAAGUAAAAGUGCCAUAGACAAAAAUGUUGUUAGUAAAAGUGGUAUAGACAAAAACGUUAUAAGGGAAAGUGUCAUAGACAAAAAUGUUGUAAGUAUAAGUGGUAUAGACAAAAAUGUUAUGAGUAAAAGUGGCAUAGACAAAAAUGUUAUAGAAGAAAGUUGUAUAGACAAAAGUGGCAUACAGAAGAAAUUCCACUGUGAUAUAUGCGGGAAAGCCUUCAAGCGGAGCACAUACGUGACAAUACAUAAGCGGAUACACACAGGCGACAGACCAUACGAGUGUGACAUCUGUGAGGAGCGUUUCCGGCAUUCGAGUCAUCUGACCACACACAAGAGAUCACAUACGGGUGCCAAGCCAUACUUCUGUAGAAUAUGCCCAAAAAAGUUCUCACACAGCAGCAGUUUACUCAUGCAUACUAAAACACACACAGAUCUCAGGCCGUUUUCCUGUGAGGUAUGCGAGAAAAAGUUCUUUAGACGUACUGACCUCAAGACCCAUCUCCGAAUACACAGUGGAGAGAAACCGUACACCUGUGAUAUAUGCGAGAAAAACUUUAGGCAUGUGAGUCAUUUGAUAAAACAUAAGAGAACUCACAAAGGAACUUAUAUAUUGGGUGUGUGAAUGUGUUAGUAAAAAUAGAGGAAACCAAGUAAAUAAAUGAUAUAAUAUGCGCUA
Messenger RNA from Aricia agestis (brown argus), 1307 nucleotides. RefSeq names its product zinc finger protein 90-like. The record is from RefSeq and is a predicted model, not a curated record. The transcript has 3 exons. Gene Ontology annotation, molecular function: DNA-binding transcription factor activity, RNA polymerase II-specific; RNA polymerase II cis-regulatory region sequence-specific DNA binding. Bases 306 to 1253 code for a protein of 315 amino acids. Lineage: Eukaryota; Metazoa; Arthropoda; Insecta; Lepidoptera; Lycaenidae. Gene Ontology annotation, cellular component: nucleus. Gene Ontology annotation, biological process: regulation of transcription by RNA polymerase II.